Molecule: messenger RNA, 3744 nt
Organism: Aedes aegypti (yellow fever mosquito)
Lineage: Eukaryota; Metazoa; Arthropoda; Insecta; Diptera; Culicidae
Gene: Gdap2
Product: protein GDAP2 homolog
Source: RefSeq, a predicted model, not a curated record
AACGGGAAGUUAGUUCUGAUCGCACAGAAGUGAUUCGUAUGUAUCAUCAAAGUGAGCAUAUCAUUAAUUUAUGGACUCGUGUGCAAUUGAAGCAGCUGAAUUGGCAACUUCAUAAGUAUUCCCCUAAUUGGACUCCAAUUGUCAAGCCAUGCCCCUGUUAACCCUCAAAUACAACGUCCCCUUCAACGAGAAAAGUGUCGCCUUCAGUGGUAUCAACUACCAAGCGAUGAGACUGGUGUCUGACAUCUACAAUGAGAAUAUUGAACCGUCACUAGGAGGAAUCACAAAGCCACUUAUACCACACUACAUUACAGUUGAUAGCCUAACGCCCUGGGGCGCCAAGGACAGCAACAGCCAAGGAAACCGUCUCCGACCAGCCGACUACAGUCACAUUCACAGCGCUGAGGGUCCCCGGCACGAGGCCAGUCCGUUUCCGUGUGAUGAGCAGAUCAAUCAGCGAUUCGUAAUCUGGCAAGGUGACAUCUCGCUGCUGGCAGUCGAUGCAAUAACCAAUACCACCGAUGAGACACUGACCGAGAAGAAUCGGAUUUCCAAGAAGAUUUUCGGACGAGCCGGUGCUGCCCUAACCUCUGCUGUGGUGCACGACGUCGGAAGAUGCAAAACCGGUGAAGUUUGCGUCACACCCGGGUUCUUUCUACCUGCAAAGUACAUCAUCCACACCGUUGGACCGAUCUACAGUGAGAAAUACCGUUCCGCGUCCGAAAGUACGCUACAUUCCUGUUAUCGAAACGUUUUGUACAAAGCGAAAGAGCUAGGAUUAAGAACCGUUGCUUUAUGUGAUAUUAGCUCAGUGCAGAGAAAUUUCCCACCAGACACUGCUGCACACAUAGCACUAAGAACCAUCCGCCGCUUUCUGGAGCAGUACCGCGCCGAGAUUGUGAUAGCCUGCCUUGAGCCGAAUGAGCGCGGCAUCUACGAGGUACUAGCGCCGCUCUACUUUCCCCGCGACCCGCUCGAGGAACGAAGUGCCCUGUGGCAGCUGCCGAAGGACGUCGGCGGCGCGUAUGGUGAACCGCAGCUAGCCGAUCGCCAGAUCCGCAUCAUUCACAAUCCGCAGCACUCCGUCAUGAUCGAAGCUGACGACGAUUCCGAUACCAGUCCGCACGAUUUGGAGAUGGGUUCCGAUGUGGAGUAUAACAACAUCAAUCUCAGCCUGGCUGCCCACCUGACCGGAGGCACGCACUCGUUUACACACAUGCAGGGUGACCUCGACAGACAGCGGCUACUAGGCGACCGUCCUCGGAUGGUGUACGAAAGCGUACUCGACGAAGGUUUAGAAGGAAUCGAACACCAAGAAAGUUCACCAUUACUGGUGGAUUGCGAAACCACCGAAACGUACUGCCCGGACGCCAUCGGUCACGUCCUGGCAACGCACAUUGGCAAACGGACCCGCAUUCUGGAUGGGUCCUUUACCUACGUCGAACUGAUGAAGCACUACAGCUCCUCGCUCGAUCCCGACCCCGAGUGGCACAAGGAAAAUCUAUAUGAAAGGCUGCUUCGGCGGGCGAAAUCGGAGGACCUGACGGAGGUGUCCGGCAUCGGAUGCCUGUACCAGAGUGGAGUCGAUCGAUUGGGCCGACCCGUGGUCGUAUUCUGUGGCAAAUGGUUCCCCGCACAAAACAUCGAUCUGGAAAAGGCCCUGCUAUAUCUGAUAUACUUGUUGGAUCCCAUCGUUAAGGGUGACUACGUGAUUGCCUAUUUCCACACCCUCACCAGUUCCAACAACUACCCGUCGCUGCAGUGGCUCAAGGACGUCUACAGUAUAUUGCCAUACAAAUACAAGAAGAACCUGAAGGCAUUCUACAUCGUGCACCCGACGUUCUGGACCAAGAUGAUGACCUGGUGGUUCACGACCUUCAUGGCGCCGGCCAUCAAAACCAAGGUGCACUCGCUGCCCGGCGUCGAACACCUGUACUCCGCCAUCGCCAAGGAUCAGCUGGAAAUCCCGGCCUACAUCACCGAGUACGAUAUGGCGACGAAUGGAAUCCACUACUUCCAACCGGUCACCAACACGUCAUCGCCCGCGUCCUAAAGGGAAGAUGGAUUUCCCACCGAGAAAACAAUCAUCCAACUCCUCAGCGGCAUCUUCGAGAGAAGGUCAUCCCUCAUCCUCAUAUGAAUGCACAUUCUCGCCAACUUUCCCUUCCGCCCUCGUCGACGCACUAAAUUAGCCAUAUUUCAUUCAUACACACACAUGCAAAACAUUUCGGCGUACGUCAUUUUUCAUGAAAACCUUCAUGGCUGUAUGUGUGACUGGCAUUGGUCAAUCAUCGAGAGAAGUUCUCACCCUGUUCUAAACGAAACAAAUGAUGAAAUCUUUCUGCUUCCUUUCCACCGGUUGAAUACGAAGAAGGCGCGUAUUGUACUAUUAUUACUCAAAAAAAAAAAAUAUUUAGAGCUAAUUCGGAUCGAGAGUGGACCGAGGGAAGCCUCACAAAUCAAUCUAAUCGGGCAGACGACGGAAGCGCUGAAGGCGAACGAGACUUGUAGCUAACAGAAUUAAGUAAAUGAGAUAUACUAUUCUUAACGUUUUACGGAGAAAAAUGAUUAUAAAAAAACAAACAACAAAAAGGUAUAUACAAUUUAACAAGACAUAGCAUCUUAUUUGCUAUUGGAGAAACAAAAGAAAACAAGGGUUAAUUAACUAAUAAUGGAUUUAAACACAACACACAACUUUGUUAUAGAGUUAGAGAGAGGUAGAGAAAAAGAGAAAGAGUAUUUAAGUGCGUAGGAGUGCAGCCAAAGAGAAACAAAAAUGUUAUUUAGAUGAGCACCCGCCCUAUGCCAGAGCAUUAGAAACCCGAAAGUAGUAAAAACAGCAAAAGCAACAGCAACCGAAACCCCCCGGAUGAACAAUAUCGUAGAGGAAACUAAUGCUGCUAUGCGGCUUUUUUGUAGUGGCGAAUGCUUGAUUUAGUCGCGCGCGAUAGCCAGAUGCAAGCAAAUCGGAAGCAUUGUAAUACACACACUAACAAGACAAAUCCCCUUACGAGCACUCAGUUCUAGGAGACACUCAGUGUAGGUCAGACAGAGGUCCUGAAAACAAUGGACGAAGCCAACGCGAAACCCAAGCAAAACGUAACUUGGCGAUACGCUAGUUUGUGAAAUAUACACAUGUAGAAGAGGAAAAACCAAAAAAAAAAUCGAAUCCUUAAAAUUACGAAGCAAUUUCUUGAAAAGAAGCCAUUUUUUAGAGAAGCCAUUCUGUGAGUUUGUUGUUAAAGCUAAUCGGAGAAGUUGAGAGAGAGAGCGGGAGAGACGGGAGUAGCGAGAGCGGAGAAUUAGAUAGAUAUAUGCGGGUAAAGGGAGUAGCUCAUUCGUUGUUCGAGGGGAUCCCAUGCGAUGCGAUGGGACGUUCUUAGUAGCAAGUUUAAUGUUUAACGAGGCGCAUGCAAUGAGUUACAGGGGGAGAGAAGAGUUUGCGAAAAGCUGUGGUUGCACGACGUAGUGGAAUGCUUUGUGGAAUGUUCAAAACUGACCUGUCGACAAGCUUUUGAGAGCUGUCAGAAUAAUUCAAAAUCGCAGUAUUGCAGGAAUGAGUACUUCUGAAAGACUUGCGGAUAGGUGUGAUAAGGAGUUGAGAUGCAGUGUAUAUUUGUUGAUUGCAACUCAAAUGUGUUUCAGAACACCCCAAAAAGUUUAAGAUAUUUUUAACAACUGUACAUAAGUUAAUGCUACAAUAAAUAACUCAGUAAUUUUUCAACAUGGUAUCCAUCCUUUUAA